AUGAUUCGUUUAUCUUCAUUAUUUAAUCUUAAUCGUCUAUUUCAAUUAUCAUCGAUUCUUAUUUUUAACCAGUUAUUUACAUCAGAAGUAUCUACAAUGACAACAGAUAAACAAGGAAAAAUUCUUAUUAAUUUAGCUGGUGAUGUUAUGAUCGAAGCAGAAAUUAUUCAUUAUUUUCGAUCAUCUUUAAGUUCACGUUAUCCUUGGGGUGUGGGAUAUCAUUGCGGAGUGUAA
Molecule: messenger RNA, 234 nt
Organism: Rotaria sordida
Lineage: Eukaryota; Metazoa; Rotifera; Eurotatoria; Philodinida; Philodinidae
Source: the annotation of a GenBank genome assembly